Messenger RNA from Blepharisma stoltei, 6313 nucleotides. NCBI's taxonomy places the organism in Eukaryota, Ciliophora, Heterotrichea, Heterotrichida, Blepharismidae. The record is from the annotation of a GenBank genome assembly.
AUGGUGUCAUUAGGGAGACACAAAAGACUAUUGAUACUUUUAUUAAGCAUUAUUAUUCUCUCUUCAUUCUCUUGAAUGCUUAUUAUUUAUAUCGAAGGAAUUUCUGAAGAUAAAGAAAAUAUCAUCAAGCCAAUUAUUUGAGAUUUCGAUAAAGUUCCUAUAAGUUUUUCGGAUGAAAACAAUAGAAAGAUUCCAAAUGACACUAUUAACUCUUUAGAAAUCCCUAAUUCACUCUUAGAGUUAAAAUGGAGACUUUGGUCGAAUAGGACUCUUAGGUAAUCCUCCUGAUGAAGUGGGUGGACCGGAGAUUUGCUGAGAAAUUGUCUCCUAGCGAGCGAAUUAGUAGACCAUCUCAAUGAUAAAACAGCCGAAACAUGGCAUUUUUAUUAUCCACAGAAGGUUACCAGUCUUUGAAGUUAAGCUAGGCUGGUUCUGCAACUGCAUGAUCUUACUUUAUCGGACACGAUAUGGGCACAUCUCAAACAACGGCUCUGCCCUAGAAAUUAACCCCUUGGAUAUUGUUAAGGUUGAAAAUCUAAGGCAGCCAUCCAUCUUCCUGAUGAGAAUACCGAGGGAAAUAGGCACUGACCUUUUGCAGUCAAAAUAAGACAAUGUUUAGUGGGUUAUCCAGCUUAUGGCCAGAAAUUGUUUUAACUUUAACUUAAUUCACCCUUUCAAGGAAUAUAAUAUGCUCUAAAAAUUUUUUUCUGAAGAUAAUUGCAUAUAAUAUUUUAAUUUAAAUUUAAUGAUUAUUUUAAUUAAAACUUCCGAAAAAUCUACUAGAUUGCUUGAAUGGCACUGCAAAAUAUAUAAAUUAACUGGCUUCACAUCUAAUAAAAAAUUUAAACAUACUUCUGUGAAAUGAAAAUUAUUCUCAGAGUGAUGGAAGGAUAAUUCAGAAGCAAAGCAAGGAAGUAAUUUUGGAAUUGAUGAUGAAAAAGCAAAAUACUCAGCAUCAUGAGUACCAGAAAAAGCAGCUUUUACUGUCGACCCAACUGAUUAUUUUAAUACAAAAUUCAAUGUAGUAAAUCCAUGAGAAAAUAAAGAUAAUUCGGAAAAAGUGGAAAAUGGCAUUGAUGACACUAAUAGCGAGAUAAGCAUAAUAGAAAAUCUUAUAUUAGAAUCAAAGCAAGAAAACUUUGAGAUAAAGUCAUCGUUUCUUUCAGCAAAUGUAAAUAUUUCUGAAGAAAAUAUUGCCUGUGUCCCUGAGAUGCAAGGUUAUACACAAGAGCAAGCCAACUGGAGAUAUCGAUAUAGAAAUAAUCUUUUUAUAUUAAAUAUGGCAUGAAUAUCUAAGCUGCUAUUUUGAGAUGCAAAGUAUGCAUUUAUUAUAAAUGGCUAUAGGAAAUUUGGUUGUGGCUUUGAGUCUCAAUCUAUAUGAAAAAUAAAAAAUAAUACUCUACAGCCAAGGACCGUUUUUAGAUCGCCUGGGCUAGCAACUUUUCCUCCAAUUCAUGGAAUGGUUUGAAACCAAAAGUUACCAACCAACUCCUCGAGUUGACAAGUGAGUAUAGACAUAACAUUUGCCAACUUGUGGAAUUGGUUUGGCAACUUCUGGUUCCAAAUCACAUACACAAGCUACUGGUCGAGAAUGGGCUAAAAGCCGUCUUGGGCUAUAACUCUUCAUUGUGAGCCUGAGCCAGGACAAUUUGUAUUAGGAAAUUUGCCUGAAGAUGAACUAAUAGGAAAUAUCAGAUAUCAGACAAAAUAUCAGCCUUAUAGAGGUCCUUUAGAUCUUGGCUCUGUUGAAUAUGGAUUUGUUAAAUGUGGAAUUUCUAAUAAACAAGCAUUUUUAUUCAACAAAUUUUCCGAAAAAGUUUCACAAAAUUCCCAAGAAAAACGUCGCCAAAUAAUGGAUAAAUUAAAUAUAACGGACUCAAAGCCUCAGACUGUCUUGAUAAUUCUAAUAGAUUCAGUUUCAAGGAAUCAUUUUUACAAUACGUUAACAGAUACUGUGGACUUCCUUAAUAAAACAAUAGUUAAUGGAAAAUAUUCAAAAAAUUAUGCUAUUUAUGAUUUUUUAAUAAAUGGUGCAUAUAGAUAAAAUGGAGUAUACUUCCGACCAUCUUCUCAUGUGAUGGCUACCCAUGUAUAUCUGGCAUGAUUUUUAAAGCUAUAAGUUGACCCAGAAGCAACACCCAAGCAAGUGGACACCGAAAUGGAGCAGGGUGACUUAUUGCUCAAGUUUCUACUAUGGGUUUUCCGAAUCGCUGAAGCGGCUGAGUAUUUCAAGGGAUAACAUGAAAAAAGGAGAGGCAAUUAGACAUCACUAGCAAGGCAGUAUUCCAGUUAAGAGCCUUUGGGCGUUCUGGCUGGGUAUAAUGGGCAGGGUGGAGUAAUUAGACUGACAAGGGACCAAGCUGAAAAUUGUGGUGCCCCAACAAAGGAUGUCGAACCUAAAAAGGGCAACCAAUACUCUGAAAGCAGGGAUUCAGCCUGAAUUUGGAGUUACUAGGUGGACCCAUCUAAUUCACUUGUGCCCCCAGACAGCUUUAAGCCGCCUAAAUGCCAUUUCUUAGAAGCAGAAAACCUUUAAUAUAUAGCAUUAAUCUAAUCUAAUCUUACUUAAUGGUGCUCAUGGGGAAAAUACACUACCUAAUUUAAUUCCUAUGAUGUUUGGCUAUAACUAUACUACACAUAAACAGAAAACUAAAAAUCUAUCAUUAAAAAAAUUUGAAGACAAAGAAAAAUAUAUAGCACUUCAAAAUGAAAUUUUAUGAAAGUUUUAUAAAGACUUAGGAUAUGUUACUUUAUUUGAAUGGGAAACUAAAUGAGAUUUUUUAGCAGAUGCUGUAGGAAGAAAAAUAUUAUGUGAUCAUGUAGCCACGAGCUUUUGGCGAGGAGCUGCUGAAAUAAACGGGUUUUCUGAUUUUAUUGAUAAACAAAGAUGCAUUGGGAUUAAUCAUUCUCACCAAUAUAUGUUUGACUAUGCUAAACAAUUUUUAGAAAAUUAUAAAAGCCACAAUAAAUUCGGGUACUUGCACACAGUGGCAGGACAUGAAAUAACUGGAUCAGUAAUAAAAAGUAUGGACACAGAUUUAUGGGCAUUUUUAGAUUGAAUUUUAAAUUUUCACAACGAAAAUAAUGAGGACUUGGCAAUUCUUUUAGCCUCUGAUCAUGGGCUACAUAUGGGCCCAUGGGAUCGUUACGAAGAAGGAAAAAUUGAAAAUUUAACUCCUUUCACUUUUCUAAUAACAAAUAAAGAUUUAUUAACCUCCCUCUGUGAGCGAACAAAGCCAUUGGAAAAUCCCUAUUUUGCUCAAAAACCAUCCUCCGUGAGCAAAAAAAAAAUUUAGAUAUAUAAGUGAUAAUAGUAUAUAUUAAAUUCUCUAGCUAAUCCUGUUUAAUUUUAAACAUCUUGCAUGCUAAAACAUAAAUUUUACAAAUUAAAUUAAUAUUUGUUUUCCAGUUUUUGCGAAUUGUGAUUUUUUUUAAAUUUCAAAAAAAAUUAUUAUAAAAUUUAUAUAAUUUUUAAAAAAAAAAUAUCCCUCCAUGAGUAAUAUUUUUUAUUGGGGAAGUAAGAAAAAUCGGUAAAAACUCCCAUGAGAAUUUAAUGCAUAACACGAAAAGAAUGAUGACAAAGUUUGAUAUAAAUCUUACUUUAAAGAAUCUUGGAUUAGCAACAUAUGGGAAAAUCGCUGAAAAUUCUGAUAUAUACAAAAACUGGAAGAAAAGAACUGGGGUAAAAGAUGCAGUUUCUUUAUUUCUUGAGAAAAUUAGCGAUAAUCGAAACUGCGAAGAUGUAGGAAUUCCUGCAUAUUGAUGCAAAUGCUCAAAGUUCAAAGCCAUUGAAAUUGACAAAAUUAGUGGCUUAGCUGAACACAUUGCUAAUGAAGGAAUAAAAACAGUCAAUAGGAAGGUAUGAAAAGAUAAAUCACAUGAAUAUUGCUCCCAGAUAACUCUAGGGGAUAUUUUAAGUAUAGAACAAGAAAUUGUUUCUCAUAAUGAAAUAUUCAAUAGAACUUACAAAGUAAAGAUUUCAAUAAAUGAGAGUUCGGAUUUUAUAUUUAGCAUCCAAGCGUAUGUAGCACCAGUAUUCCUCUCAGAAUUAACCAUAAAAGAAGAACUAGAAAAUGAACUUUACCCCUUAUCUGAUUUUUCUUAUGGAAAUUUAAUUUUAUCAGUUCAAAUACACAAAAUCGUCAGAGAUGACCAAAAUUGGGACUUUUGCAUAGAAUUGGCAGAGCUUCUAACUGCAAAACACUCUUAUUGUGUCUGUAAAAGCCCUAAGACUUAUGAUCUUGAAAAUAUUCCAUCUAUGAAAAGAAAAUUUUAUUAUGAAAAAUUUAAAAAAAAGUUAUCAAUUAUUGUUGAAUUAAAAUAUAUAUAAAAUGGCGAUAACUUUCGAGCCGUCCUCUCGUGUGACUGUUGCCCAUGCAUACCCGAGCAUGGUUUUUGGAGUUGAGGAGUUAGCCCAGCAAUAUCAGUGAGGGUCUUAGGCACAAAACUGCAGUUUGUGGCUUGAUCUGACUGGCAGCCCUCUCAACUUCUUUUGCAAGCAGUAUCCAAGCAAUUGGACGCCCGAAAUGGAGCAGGGUGAAUUACCUACUCAAGCCGCUACUGUGGUUUGCCCCAAAUUGCGAAGCGGUGGACUAUUUUUUAGGGAUGACCUAAAAAAAGGAGGAAACUAAACACGCAUCUAUUAGCUGUUUACUCAGGUUAAGGGUCACUUGAGUGGGACGACUUGGCUAGGAGUAGGAGAUAGAAGUUGGCGUAAUAAGGUUGAUGAAGGGACUGAGUUUGAAAUGAUGGCGUUCGGCUAAAAUCUGCGGACCUAAUAGGGCAACCACUACGAGAAACCAGGGAUUUUAUCCAGUGCUCAGAUGUUCCAUAGGAGGAAGUCACCCAAUUCGCUUAGACCACCACACAGCUCUAGUGGAGGGUGCAGAAUGUCGCUUGUGGUAAUGGGGACUUUAAAUAUUUAGCAUUAACAUAAUAUAACCCAAAAUUGUUGAAAUUGCAUAUAAAUAAAUGGUUUCGAGACUGACUCACCCCAGUGGUGAGUCCCUUAUGCAUAUCCGGAAGGUUUUUUUGCUGCGAAGAGCUUCCUAAGGGUUGGAUUAGUCCUAAUAGGAGAGACACCACACUAUUUUUGCUGAUUAGCCCUGACUCGAGUGACAGUUCUUCACAUCUUUUCUGAUCCAGGCUGGAUGUCUGAAAGAGCUAAUGAAAUUUUCUUUUGGUUUAAACAAAGAAAAUGAAGGUAAGUUCGACAAGAGUUCUCAAGGACGCAAGCCUCUCAACUAAAAGCGUCCUACAUAAAGGACGAUCUGACUUAAUCUAAGCAUUAGGAAAGCUCCCGGAAAAUUCUGAUGCACUGGAUUAAAAAGGAAUCCUUAACUAAGAAAUUGAGGCUUCAGCCUGACAGGAAUUAGGAACUAUUAAUAUAAAACGUUAAUUUAAUCAAAUCUUAUUGUUGGAAUUGCAAAUUCUACAUGCGAGGAAACAUGCAAAAAAGAAGGAAAGCUGUGCGAAAACUGAGGGUUACAAGUAUAGUGUUUGCCUUUAUAAAUUUUUAAGGGGCAAUAGCCUUUCAAAAAACAACUUUUUUGAAAGCUCUAACUACCCCCCCUCCGUGAGCGAACAAAAACUAUUAAGAAAAAUCCCUAUUGUUUGCCAAAAAUUCACCCUCCGUGAGUGAACAAAAAGUAUUUUUAUGAAAAAAUAGUUUCAUAUAGAAUGAAAAUUAGUAUAAUAAAAUUUCUAGCUAGUUUUGUUUAAUUUUAAACAGCUUCAUCUUAAAAUAUAAAUUUUACAAUUAAAUUAAAUUAAAAUAAAAUAAAUUAAUUUUCACUUUCCAAUUUUGGUGAAUAGAAAUUUUUUAAAUUUCGAAAAAAAUAUUUACUACAAAAUUUAUAUAUAAAAAUAAUUAAUCCAUCUCCAUGAUUGAAUUAAAUUUUUUUGUUCGCUCAAAGCGGGGGGAGUCAGCGAAUCUAAAAAGUCAAAGUUAAAUUGAAAAUUUCUCUUAUUAUCAAAUUUUAAUUCGGGCAUUUCAGAAUUUUUUAAAAGGCCAAAAGAAUCUUCUAUUUAAUUGCGCUUGUCCUCAGAAAUCAAUAAUUAGGCAGAUGCUAUAGUAAAUAGGCUUGAAAUGCUGACUGAGCCUUGAAAAGAGAGACAAAGUUAUACUAUGUAUAUGGAUAACCAAGGAAGAAGCUUUAAAGAACUUAGAAUAAAUGAAAUUGAAGAAGGGGAAUUUGCGGGAAUUUAUUUUAAAAACCAAACAUAUAAAUUUGUGCAAGGAAAUUGGGAAGAUUUAAGCUGCAAUAAAAGAAAUGAUGAAGUGAGACCAAUUUGCCCAUGCUCUAUAUAUUAA